Messenger RNA from Venustampulla echinocandica, 2553 nucleotides. RefSeq lists its product as uncharacterized. Lineage: Eukaryota; Fungi; Ascomycota; Leotiomycetes; Helotiales; Pleuroascaceae. The coding region runs from base 1 to 2553 and encodes 850 amino acids. The transcript has 2 exons. The record is from RefSeq and is a predicted model, not a curated record.
AUGGAGCUGCCGUCGGAUGGACUGCGUGCGUUGUGCGCGUCUCGGCUGCCCUCGUACAGGCCUGCGGACCUCCAGCGGGACUCCAGUGCAGUUGAACAGUCGCUGUUGUCCUUAUCCUCCCUAGAGAAGACCAGCAGAUCAGACGCGGCGGUCACCAGUGCCAAUAACAUCGCGACACACGUCCAGCACCAGCAGCGCCAGCAAUUAUCGCGUCCGUCCAGCUCCCCUCUGCCCUCAUUUGCGUCAUUAGCGAUCUCCCCUCCACAAUCACCGCCGUCAGCAUCAAAAUCAACAUCGAGAGCCCUUCAACCGCCUAGACGCAGACCCUCCGACCCUCCUAUCGCAGUCACUCUUCCUUCGCCGCUCCCGUCGCAACCUACGUCCAAUCCACCACGAUCCAGGAUCCCUGCGUCCCAUAGUAGGAAUGGACUAUUAGAAGAGUUUUGGCAAGGACCUCCGCCAGCAAUGAUCACUCAGGGAUCUUACAAGAUCGAUCCGUCAACAUCAACCACCGACUCUUGGGUUGCUGCGCAACAGUCCAUCACCAUCGCUUCGCCCUCCCACAACCCCGAGUCGCCCUUAGGCCCAGCACAACCAACUUCAGCGAGAUCCAUCGACAGCAGCGGAUCACGACCAUUAAUCAAGCCCAUUCGUGGCUUCAAACCUUCCUCGCGCAAGAGCGUCGAGAUGGCCUCGCGCCGCACAUCCAUAGAUCCCGACCAUACACUACGGGCGUUCGAGGGUUACGAGCGACCUCGGCGCACCACCAACGACUCUGAGCACGAUGAGUUGAACAGCGACGAGAGCGAUAUGUUCCUCCGCGCUGCCCGGGACGAGGGUUUAACCAAGCCCAACAAUGGUCCCUUAGGGGCCCUAAGCCGCUCAGAUAGCACGAGGUCCCGAAUAGGACAACGUUCCUCACUUCCCCCCUCAAAUACAUCAUUUCCUUCCUUCAUAUCUCGUCACCGCGGACCCGAUCAAGAGGGUUCCAAUGCAUCACGCCUCAUGGAUGAGCAAGGAAGCGUUAGUCAAGCAUUGACUUAUCGUCCGGCGGAGAAAUCUCGAGCAUCAGCCGCUGGGGACCAGUUCUCCAGGAGCCGCUUCUAUGAAUCUAAUUCUCGUUCGACGCCCGCUACUCCUCGAGCGUUGGUAGGUCGAGAGAUCUCCCCACCAUACUCUGGCCGGAGGCCGUCGUUACCUGAUCCCGCAUCGGCGCUACCAUCGCGGCCAUCCCCAUACCGCCAAUCUAAUUUAUCAUCAUAUUCUCCUCGAAAUUACAACUCUUCGCCCCUCGUAUCCCGUACAACGGACAUGCUCGAAUCCCCAGCUCCUGGUACACAUGCCCCGGAGAGCACCGAGUCGACCGUGUCAACAACAGCCCCUUCGACCGUCUGGGACGAGCUGGAGGACCUCAAGUCACGCAUACACCGACUUGAAUUGACAGGAAAGCUCCCGGCGACAUCUGGUGCCGCUAUGUCACGCGCAUCUAAUGAAAGGCCGCCAACGGCGACCACCACUGUAACUACCAUAUCUACGUCUCCAAAGCGGGGUCGCGGUAACAGCAUAUCACCAACCGAUGUUGGCAGCGUAGUCAAUCACUCGAACGAAGCUCAUCCCCUUUUACGUGAGGCAUUAGCAAAAUCCAAACCAGUACUCAGCCCUGAGAUAUUUAAGGCUUUGGAGGCGACUGCUUCAGAUGCACUUGUAAUUGCAUCGAUGAUGGGCUCUGCAGGCCAACCUGGACCAAUCUCGAGUUCCCAAUCAACAGUUGGCGGUGUAGCUUCAACUGUAUCGGAUCGGCAGGUGCGUCGAAAAGCAGACAGCCUGUGCCGGAGCCUGACGGAGUUAUGCUUGGCCAUGUCUGACGGGAAGAGCGAACAUAUACAAUCAGCACCAAUCCAAAACCCUGCGAGCCCCAUGGAUCGGAGUGACGAGGUCCGCAGCAGCAUUGAACAGGUCCCGAGUCAGCGGCAAGCAAUUAGCACAGAUCUAGCAAGAAUCAAAUCUAGCCCAAGAGCACUUAGUCGACUGGAAGCACGAAGAAGCAGCCUUCUCGCCCCACGUAGUUUGCCUAGUCCUCGAUUUGCUCCAUCAGAGUCAGGCACGCCCACUCAAAGUUCCAUGGCUGGCCGUCGAACUUCACUGUUACUUCGCAGUCACCGCGCAGCCACUGAGGAGCGAGACGAGGACGAAGAGAUCAAAUACCGUACACCCUCGAGAGCCACAACUGAGAUAGGCCGACUGAGGAAUCCGCAGAGAGAAUACGUCCCACAGGAAUCGAUUCCAGAGAGGACGCUGACCGUACAAUCUUCAUUGCCCGUCAGGAGACACGCUGCAUCAUCAAGCCUCCCGAAUACCGGAGCAGCCCCAGCAACCGCACCCUUACCAAACCUUGCUGGCAGGAGAUAUAUAGAACGAUCCACUCCAGAGAGAGAUACCACAGCCCCGGUAACGAGAUUGAUGGAUGACCGUGAGAAGCGGAAAUCAUCUAUUGGCCAAGGCUUUGGAUUAGGAAGAACUAGCAGUUUAACACGACGGACAAGACAACUCUAA